AUGAUCCACUGCAAAUUUUUCAGAAACCGUCUCUACAACUAUAAUGGGACUAAUAAACCUGAUCCUUCUCUUGAUACUCAAUUCCUUAACAUGUUGAGGUUCAUAUGCAACAACAGUUCUGCAUCAUUAGCAGAUUCAUUACCAUCAACACUGUUAGCUCCGUUUGGUUGCUCAAAGUUAUUAUCAAAAGCAUCAUCACCUGACUGUAAUAUGGGAUCACAGUCUUCAACUUCUGAGAAGCCGAGAAGAAGCACACAACUGUCUUCGCUUGAGGAGCCAGGAAUCAAUAUGGCUUAUGAGGGACCUGGAAUAGAUUUUGGCAGAUUGUAUUACCGGACUCUUCUACAAGGUAGAGGAAACCUAGUUUCCGAUCAACAACUGAUGUCUGGGGAAGAAACUGCCAAAUGGGUGAAUGCAUACGCUUCAGAUGUCUCUCUUUUCCGCCGAGAUUUUGCACGAGCAAUGGUGAAGCUCUCCAAUCUCCAAGUCUUGACAGGUUCAGAUGGACAGGUCCGGGUCAAUUGUUCAAAGAUGGCAUGA
This is a messenger RNA of Manihot esculenta (cassava), 540 nucleotides long. Its product is annotated as putative Peroxidase 48. Gene Ontology annotation, molecular function: heme binding; peroxidase activity. Gene Ontology annotation, biological process: response to oxidative stress. The coding region runs from base 1 to 540 and encodes 179 amino acids. The transcript has a single exon. The record is from RefSeq and is a predicted model, not a curated record. Lineage: Eukaryota; Viridiplantae; Streptophyta; Magnoliopsida; Malpighiales; Euphorbiaceae.